Jaminaea rosea is the source of this 2007-nucleotide messenger RNA. RefSeq lists its product as hypothetical. The record is from RefSeq and is a predicted model, not a curated record. Gene Ontology annotation, biological process: RNA export from nucleus; protein import into nucleus. The coding region runs from base 10 to 2007 and encodes 665 amino acids. The transcript has 2 exons. Gene Ontology annotation, cellular component: nuclear pore central transport channel; nuclear pore. Gene Ontology annotation, molecular function: structural constituent of nuclear pore; phospholipid binding. Lineage: Eukaryota; Fungi; Basidiomycota; Exobasidiomycetes; Microstromatales.
CGCGCAGCAAUGUCCUUUGGCGGAUUCGGCGGCUUCGGCCAGCAGAAUAAAGCUUCUACUCCUACUGGCGGAGCAGCUGGCGGAGGAUUCUCAUUCGGUGCUCCCGCGGCCAACAACAACAACGCCUCCAGUACAGCUCCCAAGCCGGCGACGGGCGGCUUCUCCUUUGGCCAACCUGCCGCCUCAUCAGCCCCUGCCAGCGGCUCGACCCCGACGCCCUCCUUCAGCUUUGGUGGCAGUGCGCAGCCAGCAACAGGAGCAGCUGGUGGAAGCUCACAACCUCCUGCUGCCUCGACUGGCGGGUUCAGCUUCGGCGCAAAGCCUGCCGCUCCUGCUAACAACGCGAAUACGACUACCACACCCGCUCAUCCACCUCCUGUAAACCUCUUUGGCGGCGGCGCUGGAGGGGCGGCAGCGGGAGGCAGUGGGACGGGCGGAGCAGCUCCUGCUCCUUCCUUUGGCGGUUUCGGUGGAUUUGGAAAGCCAGCUGCUUCGACUGGAUCCGCGGCGCCCGCAAACUCGGCCUCGACUUCAACACCAUCAUCAUCCGCCCCUGCACCUGCGCCGAGCCUCUUCAGCGGCUUUGGCAAGCCUGCGGGAGGGGACGCAGCGAGUGGCAGCGGUGGCAGCGCGGCGCCGUCCCUCUUUGGCAAGCCAGCAGCACCAUCAGCGGCGCCAGCGUCCACUUCAGGCGGAGCUGAUGCAUCGAAGCCCGCUGCUUCACCUUUCGGUGGCUUCGGGGGCUUCGGCACGGCGGCAUCUUCAUCAUCUACCACAAAGCCGGAGGAGAAGAAGGAUACGCCAGCAGCACCUGCAGCAGCUAAGCCGUCGCCCUUUGGUGGGUUUGGCGGUUUUGGUGCUAAGCCUGCUGAAGAGCAGAAGAAAGACCCUCCAGCUACUCCGACUUCAACAGCGACACCAGCAGCACCUGCUCCUGCGGCGGGCGGCUUCUCAUUUGGCAAGCCGGCAGCAUCCGCAGCGCCAGCAGCGGGCGUGGAGAAGAAAGACGAGCCUGCCAAAUCGGCCGGUGGGUUCAGCUUUGGAGCGACACCCGCGGCUUCUGCUGCAGGCGCAGAGAAGAAGGAUGGGCAGACUGCGACGACAGCAGCGCCAGCAGCUUCAACGGCUCCAGCAGCGAGCACGAGCCUCUUCGGAGCCAAGCCCGCUGCUACUUCAACAGCACCGGGUACGAGCAGCGCGACCGCAGCGCCAGCCUCAGCAUCUGCAGCCAAGCCGGUCGCACCAGGAGCAGGCUCCACCGCAACGCCAGCCCCACCAGCAUCCGUCGCCCCCUUGUCAGCCCCGUCUCUCCUCCGUGGCCGAACAAUGGACUCCAUUCUCUCAACCUGGACCACCUCGCUCUCAUCCAGCAUCAGCUCAUUUUCCAAGCUCAGCGGGGAGGUACUAGUGUGGGACGAUCUCCUGCGUCGCUCUGGCGCUGAAAUCGCUACAUUGGCGCAAGGCCUGGCGAAGGUAGAAGAGGGGCAGAGCAAGGUCGGCCAGGUGCUGGAUUGGGUUGAAGGGCAGCAGAGUGAUUUGGAGGGUCUGCUGGGGGGAUACGAGCAGCAGUUGGAAGGGUUGAGGGAAAACGCUCUGGCUGCUAAUGAGGCUUCAUCGGGUGCGAGAGGGUUUGGGGCGUCGGUCAACAGGGGAGGUACGCCAGGCCUGAGGGGUGGGGAGUUGGAGCGUGAGAGGAUGUACGCGCAGGCUGAGCGCCUCGAUGCCAACUUGGGCGACCUUGCGGCAAGCCUUACCGCGAUCAUCAACGAUGUCAACUCUUCGCUGGGCAGCGGCAACACGACGACAAGCAAGGACACGGCAGCGGCGGGCAGUGGCAUCCCUGCCCUUCCCGGAUCGAACGGCGCAGCUGCUAAUAGAGAGGAGGAUGCGGUGGAGCAGAUCGUGGCCAUUCUCAACGCGCAUCUGAAUAGUCUGCGCUGGAUCGACGGGGCCGUCAAGGCUUUGAGGGGCAGGAUUGGGGCGUUGAGACGGGGGGUGAUUGAGUGA